UUAAUUGCAUUUGUUCUGAUGGCUUGUUCCUGGGCUGCAAGGAUCAGGCCUUCUGUCUCCUUCUGCAGGGUCUUCAGAGCUAGGUCUUCUCCUUAUCAGCUUUUCCUUCAAUUUUGUCAAGGAAUUAUUAUUAUAAUAAUUAUUAUUAUUACUACUACAACAAAGGCUGGCUGACCAUCUGUUGCUUUUAUUGGCUUUUCCUGUAUGGCAGAAGGGUGUUGGACUGGAUGCCCCCUGGGGUUGUUGCUAUUAUUGUUAUUACUAUAAAGAGUGGGUGACCAUCUGUUGGGGGUGCCUUAGAAUCAUAGAAUCAUUGAAUAGUCGAGUUGGAAGAGACCUCAUGGGCCAUCCAGUCCAACCCCCUGCCAAGAAGCAGGAAAUCACAUUCAAAGCACCCCCGACAGAUGGCCAUCCAGGCUCUGCUUAAAAGCUUCCAAAGAGGAGCCUCCACCACAGUCCGGGGGAGAGAGUUCCACUGCCAAACAGCUCUCACAGUGAGGAAGUUCUUCCUGAUGUUCAGGUGGAAUCUCCUUUCCUGUGUUUUCCCUGCAUGGCGGAAUGGGGUUGAACUGGAUGGCCCCUGGUAAGGUCAAAUUUAGAGUUAUGGAUCGCGGAUAAGAGGAUCCAUGCCUGGUGAGCAUUACACUAACAGCCCAAAGUUUCAGAUUAGAGAACACACUCACAAGGUGAAGACAAGUGACAGAGGUUUUAACCAAUCCAGCCAGAAGCGAUGUAUGUACAGCAGUUCUUCUUCAAAAUGUACAAGCAUAAAUAUACAGAGGAAUUCAGUUCUGAUAGCUAUGCAGACUUCCCCCCGCCCCUCGAUGGAUUGUCACCUUGCCGUGGUGAGGGAGCUUGCGUGUUCCGAUGAACCUGUGGGCACAACCACUGGAGUGAUGCACUCCCAGGAGUGGCCGCAGGGGAGGUUCCAGACCAAGCACAAUCCGAAGACCCAAAGACCUCAACGGUGGAGCAGGCGGAGGAUAACAUGGUACAUGUUACAAUGGCUGUGAAGGCGGAAGAAGGCUGCAACAGACUGAGAAGCCACUCUCGUUGUGUUAAGCACACCACUGCUGGGGCCUCAUUCUGUGAAGACUGUGUGUUGACUGGCCGUGCACUGACCUCCACACAUUAAAAAAAAUCACGCACAGGUGUCUUCCAAGAAAAAUAAAAACAACCCAAAAAAGUCCCAUGGCGAUUAGCGAGUAGCGACGGGGUCAGGACUGUGAAAUCUGGAAGCCCCUAGUCACAGACUGGCACAUGGGCGGUGGAUAUGGACUCAGUCGUUCUACCUCAAGGACCGAGGCAGCUGAGGAGUCCGGCAGCUGUAUCCAUGACUGAGCAGCCCUUUUUAGGAUCCGCUCUGCUCACCCCACACGGGGAAGGGGCUAGAAAAGGUGCCCUAAACAUAGUCUGCCUCUCCUACCCUGACUGGAUUGCCACGUCCAGAGGGGUCACCACUCUGCGGCCAAAAAAGAGAAAUGAACUUGGGAACAUGGAACGUACGGACACUGUUGGAUAACACUGACAGCGAACGCCACGAAUGCAGGACUGCUAUCAUUGCAAGGGAGCUGGGACGCUUUAAGAUCGACAUAGCAGCCCUUCAGGAGACCCGGAGAGCAGGAGAGGGACAGCUGGAGGAAGAAAAAGGAGGCUACACCUUCUUCUGGAAAGGACUGCCUGAAGAAGAUUGAAGAAUACACGGAGUUGGCUUUGCGAUCAGAAACGACCUGGUGAAGCACCUGACUGAAGCACCCACUGGUAUCAAUGAACGACUCUCAACCCUCUGAAUUAACCUUGCCAAAAACUAACAGGCAACCAUCAUAUGUGCCUAUGCACCAACUCUCGAUGCUGAUGAAGACAUCAAGGACAAUUUUUAUUGUCAGCUGGACACCAUCCUAUCAGAGAUACCUAAGAAGGACAAAAUCAUCCUCCUGGGGGACUUUAAUGCAGGUGGGAACAAGAGAGUGGGCCUUCUUGAUGACUGCCCCUCGACUCUGAAAUUCCCUUUUUCCCAGGGAAGCCAGAACGGCCCCUUCCCUGCUGUCCUUCUGGCGGCAGGCUAAAACCUUUUUAUUCAGGCAGACUUUUAAGGAUGAAGGUGUUUAAGAUCAAUUCCGGGAGUGCUGUGGUUUUUAAUUUAUUUUAAUAUGUUUUAAUGGUUUUUAAUUGGGAAUUUUAAAAUACUAUUUAUAUUUAAUCCUGUUUUAAUGUUUGCAUAUUUUUAUAUUUUAAAUUGUAUACUGAUGCUUUUAUGUUAAACAGUUUUGAGUCUCCUUUGGCAGAGAUAAAGCUAGGUAUAAAUAAUAAUAAUAUUAUCCUAUUAUCCAGAGACUAGACUGCCAUCUGCCAGAGGUGCUUUGUGCUUUUCCUGUAUGGCAGGGGGCGGGUUAGACUGGAUGGUCCCCGGGGUGUUCCUUAAGCAACUGAGGGGGAAAAGGAAAGGGCCUGAGGCUGUUAGGAAUUGUGGGAGUUGAAGUCCAAAACAUCUGGAGGGGCCAACUUUGCCCAUGCUUGUUUUACACUCUAUGGGUUUACUAGUGAGUUGCUUAUUGUAGUUGUAACAAUAGAUUCAUUGACUCAAUGGGAUUUACCCAUGUGUUGGCUCAGCAUUAAUUUGGCUGAUCUACUCCAUUUGGGACUAAUCAAUAGGAUUCGGGACAGUAUCAUGAUUACUUAUUUCUGCAGGGGAGAAAAUCAGAUUCUGUUCCUAUUGCAUAAAUUGUAGCAUUCUAGCUGUAUCCACACUGAUUUAGAAAAUGUUAUGUCAAGGGCUAGCAACAAUGGCAGUACACAUAUCUUAAAUUACUUGAAGCUUGAGAUUUUAUCUCCCUGGUUCCAGUCUAUUGAUUGCUUUGGUAUGUAGAAUCUCUUCAGUCAAGGCAGAUGAUUUGGCUGCUGGGCUUCCCUUGUAUUUACAGGCUUCUUCUGUCAGCUUCUAUAAGGUACUUUGAGGGAGCAAAGUACAAUAUGCAUGUCAGGAUUGUUGUAUGUUUUCUGGGUUGUAUGGCCAUGUUCUAGAAGUAUUCUCUCCUGACGUUUCUCCACAUCUAUGGCAGGCAUCCUCAGAGGUUGUGAGGUUACCCUGCCAACCUAGCAGUUCGAAAACAUGCAAAUGUAAGUAGAUCAAUAGGUACCGCUCCAGCGGGAAGGUAACGGCGCUCCAUGCAGUCAUGCCGGCCACAUGACCUUGGAGGUGUUUAUGGACAACGCCGGCUCUUCGGCUUAGAAAUGGAGAUGAGCACCAAACCCCAGAGUCGGUCACGACUGGACUUAACGCCAGGGGAAAACCUUUACCUUUACCUUAUCCUAAAAUCUAAUUGGGAAAAGUCAGUAUUAUAAAGUAUUGUACACAUGGAAACAAUUCAAGCCAUUGUGCAUAUCAUCAUCAUCAUCAUCAUCUUAUUAUUAUUAUUAUUAUUAUUAUUAUUAUUAUUAUUAUUAUUAUUAUAUACCCCUGCUUUAUCUCCCCGAUGGCGCAAUGGGUUAAAUCCUUGUGCCAGUAGACUGCUAACUUGAAGGUUGGGUUGUGCUGGUUCGAAUCCAACCUGGGGGAGAGCAUGGAUGAGCUCCCUCUGUCAGCUCCAGCUCCAUGCAGGGACAUGAGAGAAGCCUCCCACAAGGAUGGUAAAAAAACAUCAAAACAUCUUGGUGUCCCCUGGGCAACAUCUUUGCAGACAGCCAAUGCUCUCACACCAGAAGCGACUUGCAGUUUCUCAAGUCGCUCCUGACACCAAAAAACCCAAAAACAAAAAAAACAAAACACCUGACAUGGAAAAAAUAACACCUAUACCAACAUAUGCUCUCUUCAGACAAUUGGAAAGUGCAUAUAGGAUCUGGAAAAUAUUUGUUUUGAUUUCUGUAUCUUUCUCAAAAUUCCAUCUACAUAUUCUUCUUGAUCUGCAUUAGCUAUAUAUUAUAUAUACCUAUGCAAAUUCUUGCAUACUUUAGUGCAUGAAUGUCAAGACCAGGGGAACAACUCUCUUACUAUCCCUGAGUUGUUUCUUCUACUGAUCCUUAUCAUUUUACUGGCUCAGAUUCCUUAUUUCUCUCUGCCUUGGGCUCUGUUAAAACAUAUGGAUAUGUGUACAUUUCAUUUCCCAAUUUUUUACAGUAAUGGAAACAGAAUAUAAUAUAAGUCUUGUGAGCCUGUCAAGAAGGAUCUCUCUUCCCCCUCCCGCACUUUGGACCUCAUGACUGGAAGCUUGCUGGGACUGACCGCUGUGAAGCAGACAGUUUAAAUUUGCUUCCUUAAAGUACUUAAUUGCGAUUUAGCCAGACAUCUCCAGAUUCCUCCGUCUUCUCACGCAGCACAUUCAUCGUCCUUGUUCAUAAUCCCUUUUCAAGAAAUGAUGAAGUUUGAGGAGCUCCUUGCAGAAGUGGAUGGGUUUGGGAAAUAUCAGAUGCUGGUCUUCUUGAUGCUUUGUAUACCCAGGUUGAUCAUCCCCAUGCAUUUUUUGCUACACAAUUUCAUUUCUGCAAUUCCGCCUCACCACUGUGCUAUUCCUGCCUUUCCUGGUAUUUCAAACUUAAGUCAAGAGGAGGUUUUCCGUGUCAGCCUCCCAAGAGAACCAGAUGGGACAUGGAGCUCUUGUAAGAUGUUCUCCAGGCCACAGCUUCACCUGUUGAUCAAUUCUUCCGGGGAGUUGGACAACGGUUCAUCUAUACAGAACUGCCAGCACGGAUGGGUUUAUGAUUCUGGGCAGUAUGCAUCCACCACGGCCACUGAGUGGGACCUGGUGUGUGAGAAGAAAGGCCUGAACCAAGCAAUUGCUACUUUCUUCUUCAUGGGCGUCACCCUUGGCUCUGUCUUUUUUGGCUACACAUCGGACAGGUUUGGCCGGCGGACGAUGCUUCUGGUCUCCUCCUUCAUCACAGUGUUUUUUGGGGGCAUGAGUGCCUUUUCAGUGUCCUACUGGAUGUUUGUCAUCUUGAGGACCAUCUCUGGGGUGGGGCUCACAGGCAUGUCCAUCAUCUCCUUGAUUCUAGCUGUGGAAUGGACUGAUAUCAAGCAUCGCACCUUCUGUGGCACCAUCAGUGGGAUGGCCUGGUCUUUGGGGUACAUGCUCUUGGCAUUGGUUGCUUAUCUGAUUCGGACGUGGCAAUGGCUUGUACUUGCUGUCACAUGUCCCUGCCUCCUCAGCAUUGCCGUUUGGUGGUGGCUUCCAGAAUCUGCCCGGUGGCUUCUGACGAAGAAGGAAGUAGAGACUGCACAUGGUUAUCUUUCCAAAUGUGCCAAAGUCAAUGGCAAAAAAGAUUUUCCCUCCAAAAUAACUCCAGAAAUCUUGAGAAACUCUGUGACCAUAGAAGAAUCAAGGACCUAUUUCUACUGGCACUUGGUUAAGACUCCCAAGCUGAGGAGGAUCACCAUGUUUUCCACCAUUGUAUGGUUUGGCGUCUCCUUCACCUAUUAUGGCAUCAGUUUAAACAUUGGUGGUUUCAGCUUGGAUCCAUAUCUGACACAGUUAACGUUUGGGGCCAUUGAGAUUCCUGCCAAACUGGGUGUGUAUUUAGUCCUGGAUCACAUUGGUCGCCGACAUUGCCAGGGAUGGUCUCUCAUUGCAACAGGAUCUCUGAUCGCACUAAAUACAAUCAUUCCUGCAGAACAUGGACAUGUCAGAUCAGCUGUGGCCAUCUUGGGGAAAGGUUUCUCAGAAGCCGCCUUCACUACUGUUUUCCUAUAUACUGCUGAGCUUUACCCUACUGUACUCAGGCAAAGUGGUGUUGGAUGUUGUUCGUUUGUGGCACGGAGUGCCAGCUCCAUAGCUCCUCUGGUCAUGUUACUGGAUGACAAAUGGAAAUACCUUCCACCCAUGAUAUUUAGUGUGGUGGCCAUGUUGUCUGGAUCUGUGGCUUUUUUACUGUCAGAGACCACCAAUAUUCAGUUGCCAGAGACAAUUCAAGAUGUGGAAGGUGACAGAGACAAGACCCUUUUGAGAGACCAAGCCCAUGAGCAAAGCAUUGUAGCGGACAGCGGAGGCAUUGCUUUGGGGCUGCUGAGUCAAAUGAGCGCGGAUGCUUUGCCCCCCGCACCACAGGAAGCCAACAAAGACUGUGACAAGGAAGCAACAUCUUCGUAGCACAUUGUUAGCCAGAGGAACUGACAAUUCUGGAUGUUAGUCACAAAAAAAGAAAAAAAAAUAGAAGCCUGGCAAAAUGAAACUAAUGGAAGAUGACAUGCAAUAACAGGAUAAUGUUCAAUUGAAAUUAAAUGCCACUGUGUGACAUUUAAUUUAUUUCUGGUUGUUAGAGUAGGGGAAAUUGCCAAUACUGACCUUAUUGUCUGGCGUAUGACAUGGAAUAAAACGCUUGCAUGAUGUCA
This is a messenger RNA of Anolis carolinensis (green anole), 6322 nucleotides long. RefSeq names its product solute carrier family 22 member 7. NCBI's taxonomy places the organism in Eukaryota, Metazoa, Chordata, Lepidosauria, Squamata, Anolidae. Gene Ontology annotation, molecular function: transmembrane transporter activity. Gene Ontology annotation, biological process: transmembrane transport. The record is from RefSeq and is a predicted model, not a curated record. Gene Ontology annotation, cellular component: membrane. Bases 4350 to 6080 code for a protein of 576 amino acids. The transcript has 10 exons.